Cavia porcellus (domestic guinea pig) is the source of this 1305-nucleotide messenger RNA. RefSeq names its product transcobalamin 1 (gene Tcn1). The record is from RefSeq and is a predicted model, not a curated record. Gene Ontology annotation, molecular function: cobalamin binding. Lineage: Eukaryota; Metazoa; Chordata; Mammalia; Rodentia; Caviidae. Gene Ontology annotation, biological process: cobalamin transport.
AUGUUGACCCCCAGGAAGCAUGUGGCAGUGCCUGGAGAUGUUUCCCAUCAGGAAUACUGUGGGAAAAAGGAGUUCUCCUGUCAUGGAGAGAGAGGGCCAGCACGCCUCCUCCCCUUAGUUGGACUCCUGUUCUUUUCCUUUAUUCCAAAACAAUUGUGCAAGAUUUUCGAGGUAAGUGAAGAAAGCUACUUCCUUCUAAACCCUCUGUUGAAUACAAUGACCCAUUCAAAACACACCAGGGGAACACAAUCUUCUUAUGUCCUGCUGUCUCUCAGACUUUCUGGGGUCCAGACCCAAACUCUAAUCCAUUCAGGGUUAAAUUUAAACUCAGGACAGCUUGCUUUGAUUACACUGGCUAUGGGAGCACGUCGUACCCCUGAUGAAAUCAUAUAUGAUAACCAUCUGCUCAGCCACUUAGAAAAUAAAUUCCAAGCAGAAAUGGAAAAUAUGGCAUUUCUUCUCUUCACUGUCUUUCUGAGGCAUAUGAUCACUCUUACUAAGUGCUCCCCACUCAUCUUGGAUGUACUGACCUUGUGCCUGUGCCAUGGAUGAUGCUCCACCACCCAGAUUGCUGAACUCUUUGCUCCUGAAAAUAAAAAUUAUUAUUUCCAUUGCCACCUUGUAUGCAACCAGCCAUCUUGCAUUUUCCAGCUCUGUCACUCUCAGAGCACUGAAAGUCCCACAUCCCAGAAAUUCCCUCAGUCCAGGACAAACUUGUGUAGAGGCUCACCAGAGUUUCCCUUCCCGACAGACACCAGGGCAAUGGCUGUUUUGGCCCUGACAUGUGUGAAGACAGUUGUAACAUGUGGACAGACAGAGACAGAUACAGAAGAUUUAAGCAGCCUCUAUAAUCAUAUAGGGUCACUGGUAAAAAUGAUUUUGUCUGAGAAAAAAGAAAAUGAUCUUGUUGGAAACACAUUUAGCACUGGAGCCGCUUUGCAGACGUUCUUCAUCUCAUCAGUUUACAAAGAAAGUGAGUCGAAUUGCCAACAAACUCUAGAUACAGUACUUAAGGAGAUUUCUCAGGGAGUGUUUGAUAUUCCAGCUGCUGAGGCUCCUAUCUCUGCCCUUGUGGGGAAGACCUACCUGGAUGUCAGCCAAGACUCUUCUUGUGCCAGUCGCUUAGGGAACUCCCAUAUCUCCAGUCAUAAGCCUACAUCUAUCACACCUCUUAACUCACCCUUAGAUACAUCCGUCCAUUACUCUGUGAAAAUCAGUAUAUACUCCACCAGCAUCACCAUGCCCAUUGGCUCUGUCUUCCUAGAUGUGAUGGAGGAAGCUCAGAAAAAGAAUGAGACUAUUUGA